UUACACCUGCACUCCUGAGUCUAGGACAAAAUGAAAGACUGGCGCUGGCUUCCUUUAGAAAGAGUAAUCUACCCCACGGUGGAGCACCCAAUGUCCAAGAUGUCCCAGUCCUCCACCAAUGAUGAGGGUACAACGUUUGAGCACCUGUGGAGCAGCCUGGAACCAGACAGCACAUAUUUCGAGCUCCCUCAGACCAGUCAUCCAGAGAGGGGUUCUUCUAGCACCAUGCCUAACAACCGGGCCGAAGUGUGUAUGGAUGUCUACCAGAUGAGAGACCUGAAUGACAACGUCAUGUCUCAGUAUAGCUUGCUGAGCAGCAGUAUGGAGCAGGGAUUGGGGAACCGUGCGGCGUCCACCAGCCCCUACAGCUCCGAGACCGCCUCCAACGUGCCCACACCGUCGUCCUACUCGCAGCCCAACUCCACCUUCGAGGCCAUGUCUCCGGCCCCGGCCAUCCCUUCCAACACAGACUACCCUGGGCCGCACGGCUUUGAGGUCACCUUCCAGCAGUCCAGCACUGCCAAGUCAGCCACCUGGACGUAUUCUCCAUUGCUGAAGAAGCUGUACUGCCAGAUUGCUAAGACCUGCCCGAUUCAGGUGAAGCUUGCCUCGACUCCUCCGCACGGUAGCGUGGUACGAGCCAUGCCUAUCUACAAGAAAGCUGAGCAUGUGACCGAGGUGGUAAAGCGCUGCCCGAACCAUGAGCUUGGACGUGACUUUAACGAGAGUCAAUCGGCUCCAGCUAGCCAUUUAAUAAGAGUAGAGGGCAAUAACUUAAGUCAGUAUGUGGAUGACCCAGUAACAGGCAGACAGAGUGUGCUCGUACCGUAUGAAGCCCCACAGGUGGGGACAGAAUUCACAACAAUUUUGUACAAUUUUAUGUGUAACAGUAGCUGUGUUGGUGGAAUGAACCGCAGACCUAUUCUCAUCAUUAUUACUCUGGAGACGAGAGAUGGUCAGGUCCUGGGUCGGCGCUCUUUCGAAGGCCGGAUAUGUGCAUGUCCGGGUCGAGACCGCAAAGCAGAUGAGGAUCAUUUCAGAGAACAGCAGGCUCUAAAUGAGAGUGUGGCCAAAAACGGCAAUGCUAAUAAGCGCAAUUUCAGACAGACACCUCCCAACAUUUCCGGUCCUCCAAUCAACAUUAAGAAGAGAAGACACGGAGAAGAGGAGAUGUACUACAUCCCAGUACGAGGCAGGGAGAACUUUGACAUCCUGAUGAAGAUCAAGGACAGUUUAGAGUUAGUGGAGCUGGUGCCCCAACAGUUAGUCGACUCCUACAGGCAACAGCAACAGCAGCUACUACACAGACACGGUCAUGUGACCUCUCCAUCACCCUAUGGAACACAGAUGAGCAAUAUGAACAAGGUCCACGGCAACAUCAGCAAACUUCCUUCAGUCAACCAGAUAGUGGCGCAUCAGGGUCAUCAGAACGCAGGACCAUCUGGCAGCAUGGUGCACAUGGGUGCGAACAUGCUGGGCGGCCACCACAUGCAGUCGAACGGCGACGUGAAUGGAGCACACUCAGCCCAGACGAUGGUGUCAGCAUCUCACUGCACCCCGCCUCCACCCUACAACCCCGACCCCAGCCUCAUCAGCUUCUUAACCAGCCUGGGCUGCCAAAACUGCAUCGACUACUUCACAUCACAGGGCCUCCAGAGUGUGUACCACCUGCAGACCCUCUCCAUGGAGGAUCUUGGAGCUCUUAAGAUCCCAGAGCAGUUCCGUUUGGCUAUCUGGAGAGGCCUUCAGGACAUGAAGCAGGGCCAUGAUUAUGGCCAGCAGCUUAUUCGCUCUAGCAGUAAUAUGGCCACUAUGGCCAUCGGGCCUGGAGGGGAACUGCAGCGGCAGCGUGUAAUGGAGGCUGUGCACUUUCGUGUACGCCACACCAUCACCAUUCCAAACCGCGGCACCACAGCUGGAACGGACGAGUGGCCAGACUUCGGCUUCGACAUGCCUGACUGCAAGACCCGUAGGCACUCUAUUAAGGAAGAGUUUGCAGAGAACAGCAUGCGCUGAGAUCUCUCACUGAGGCAUUUACAUGACGAUGACAUUGCCAUUUUUGCUGCUUUACUUUUUUCCCUGAUCAAGCUUCAUUUAAAAAAAAAAAAAA
Clarias gariepinus (North African catfish) is the source of this 2110-nucleotide messenger RNA. It is a transcript of the gene tp73, whose product is annotated as tumor protein p73. Gene Ontology annotation, biological process: protein tetramerization; regulation of transcription by RNA polymerase II; apoptotic process. Bases 31 to 2016 code for a protein of 661 amino acids. Lineage: Eukaryota; Metazoa; Chordata; Actinopteri; Siluriformes; Clariidae. Gene Ontology annotation, molecular function: DNA-binding transcription factor activity, RNA polymerase II-specific; RNA polymerase II cis-regulatory region sequence-specific DNA binding; protein binding. Gene Ontology annotation, cellular component: nucleus. The transcript is spliced from 14 exons. The record is from RefSeq and is a predicted model, not a curated record.